AUGGCUUCUUCUUCUUCUUCCUCUUCCUUCUUAUUCGCCGAGCCCACUCCUACCGACAACAAUGGAUCAUCAUCAUCAUCAGCUCCAGCUUCAUCAUCCUCGCCGAUCACCAACAUGGCCCCAGAUCACCUCUUCACAGUCCUGCUCCUGCUCCCCGUCGAAUCGAUCCUUUCCUUCGCCGCCGCUUGCAAGAGGUUCAGGUCCCUCGCGACUUCGGACACGCUCUGGGAGUCUGUCUGCACCAGGGAAUUCGGGGCUUCCUCCGUCGACGCACUCAGAUCUUCCCUCCUCCCCAAUUUGAGAAACGUUGCUGCGAAGCCGUGGAUGGCGAUGUACAGAAAGGUGUCUCGGCUCGACACCGUGUCUUGCCGCAGGCUUCUUCCCGACCCGGACGCUGCUGAAUUGGGUGGGAUUCCCAGCCCAAGGGCUUCUCACUCCCUCAACUUCAUAUCUGAUUGCUUGGUCCUCUUUGGCGGCGGCUGCGAAGGAGGACGCCAUCUUGACGAGACAUGGAUAGCAUACGUUGGCAGCAACUCUCAAACAAUGAUAAAAUGGCAGAAAGUCAGUACAGGGAUCCCAAGUGGUAGGUUUGGGCAUACAUGCGUUGCCAUUGGGAAUUAUGUCAUCCUCUUUGGAGGAAUCAAUGACCGUGGAGUCCGUCACAAUGACACAUGGGUUGGGCGAGUGCUAUCCACGGAGAAUAAUGUUGGCGGUGGUGGAAUCACAUUGUCGUGGCGACUGCUCGAUCUUGAUCUGGGUUCCUCCAGGGCGCCACCACCAAGGGGUGCUCAUGCUGCCUGUUGCUUCGAGAGGAAGAUGGUCAUCCAGGGAGGCAUAGGGCUUUAUGGCCUGAGGUUAGGCGACACAUGGGUUUUGGAACCAGCAGAAGACUUCUGUUCAGGAACAUGGCGCGAGCUACUGACUUAUCCAGCACCUCCACCGCGAUCAGGGCACUCGUUGUCCUGCAUUGGAGGAACCAAAAUGGUUCUCUUCGGAGGAAGAGGGCUGGGAUAUGAGGCCAUGGAUGACUUGUGGCUCCUGCAAAUAUCUGAAAGUGGUGAUCUCAUGUGGGUGCAGGUCAUGUAUGAGAAUCAGAAGGUGCCUGAAGGAGUGUCGCUGAGACGAGUUGGUCAUUCGGCUACCCCAAUCUUGGGAGGGCGGCUGCUGAUCCACGGAGGAGAAGAUUCACUAAGGCACAGAAAAGAUGACUUCUUGAUUCUGGACAUUGAGGCGGUUUUGCCUAUCAGAGAACAGCUGCCACCGCCGGCGUUGAAUACCAGGAGAUUGCAGCAGGCAUCGUCUAGUUUGUGGAAGAGGAUCAAUGUAAAGGGUCAUAAACCAAACCGUAGGUCAUUCCAUAGAGCUUGUGGAGAUCAAUCAGGGCGUUAUCUGUAUCUGUAUGGUGGGAUGGUGGAUGGUUUGCUUCAGCCUGGUGAAGCUGCUGGUUUGCGGUUUGAUGGGGAGCUCUUUGUUGUGGAACUUUUUCAGUAG
Molecule: messenger RNA, 1491 nt
Organism: Linum trigynum
Lineage: Eukaryota; Viridiplantae; Streptophyta; Magnoliopsida; Malpighiales; Linaceae
Source: the annotation of a GenBank genome assembly